Miscanthus lutarioriparius is the source of this 876-nucleotide messenger RNA. The record is from the annotation of a GenBank genome assembly. NCBI's taxonomy places the organism in Eukaryota, Viridiplantae, Streptophyta, Magnoliopsida, Poales, Poaceae.
AUGCUGGGAGCUGGGCCUCAGGAUGAAGACAUUCCAGAGCAGGUUCAGAUUCAAGGACAGCUCCCAUUUGAUUUCUUUGGGUUGGGACAGAAUGUCCUGAACCAGCAAGUGGAACCACCUCAGCAGCAGUUACAGGAGCAGAUGGACGUUGCUCCAAACAAUGAGGCUGCUCCCGAGGAGAACAAUGGUUGGGCUGAAUGGCCUGAGCACUUGCAGGCUGCUCAGCAGGGCCCUGCUCAGAUAGAAAUCAACUUGAAUGCUCCUCCACCUGUCCUACUCCAAGAUCUCAAUGAUUUGCCAAUAAUAGAAGACCACCAAGAAGUACGGAUACAUCCAGGUGUGCAAGCUAAUCAAGUGCAGAACAAUUGGGAGCUAGGAAUGGCAGACAAUAGUCAGAUGGAACAGGAGAUUCACCUGCCUCAGCCAGUCCAACCUGAACCCCUGGAGGUGAUGGUUGAGGAAGUUGCAGAAAAUGCUGUGGAGGAAGAUCAGAUUCAACUGGGAAUGGUCAGGAUAUAUGAUAGGUUCUAUUCAAAUGCAACUGGCCCUAGUGAUCUGACAACCAGGAAGGCCCCACUGACUGAGCAGCUGUUUCCUGCACCUCCUAUGAAGCUAAACAGCAAUGACUACAACCCAGUUGGCAAAGCCUCAGAAACUGCUCUGAUUGAAGUACCAAGGAAGUGGGCUGAUUUCUUUCAGUCUCCAGAUGUUGUCAAUGUCAGUCUGUCUCCUGAGCCCUGUAAUAGAAAGGUAGAGCUCUGUGGCAAGUUGGACUCUUUCAGCAGCUCACUUAUCCCCGAAGAGGCCUUCAUCCUGGAUGAGGAGCUGAAUGCAUCACCUCUUGAGAAGAAGAAACAGAGGAAGGGAAAGAUGUAA